Onthophagus taurus is the source of this 1839-nucleotide messenger RNA. RefSeq names its product catalase. The record is from RefSeq and is a predicted model, not a curated record. Gene Ontology annotation, biological process: response to hydrogen peroxide; hydrogen peroxide catabolic process. Gene Ontology annotation, molecular function: catalase activity; heme binding. NCBI's taxonomy places the organism in Eukaryota, Metazoa, Arthropoda, Insecta, Coleoptera, Scarabaeidae. Gene Ontology annotation, cellular component: mitochondrion; peroxisome; cytoplasm.
UUGAAUUUAAAUUUAUUUUCGAACACCAAAAAGAUGUCUUAUCCUGCCGAAUUUCCGAUUUCAAAUCAAUUAUUAGAAUACAGAAAAGAACACGAAAAUGAAGAUAAUGGAAAUACAACAACCGAUGGUGGAAACCUGGCUGUUAACGUAAAUACAAGUUUAACAAUCGGUAAAAGAGGUCCUGUUUUGCUUGAAGAUCUCGAUUUUUUUGAUAUCAUGCAACAUUUUAAUCGCGAAAGGAUUCCCGAACGAGUUGUUCACGCAAAAGGAGCUGGUGCUUUCGGCUUUUUUGAAGUGACUCAUGAUGUUUCUCAAUACACCGCGGCUAAGGUUUUUAACGGCAUCGGAAAACGUACUCAUAUAGCUGUUAGAUUCUCUCAAGUAACAUUCGAGAUGGGGUCUCAAGAUACAACCCGAGACGUACGCGGAUUUGCCAUCAAAUUUUACACCGAAGAUGGUACUUGGGAUCUCGUUGGAAAUAACACCCCAAUAUUUUUCAUUCAAGAUUCGAAACUAUUCCCUGAUUUAAUACAUAUUUUAAAAAGAAAUCCGGUUACUCACGUAAGAGAUUGGAAUAUGUUUUGGGAUUUUUUUUCGCUCCGACCCGAAUCGAUCCACCAAUUAUUAAUUUUUUAUUCCGAUCGGGGAAUCCCAAACGGGUAUCGACGCAUGAACGGUUAUGGUUCGAACACGUUCUCUUUAAUUAAUAAAGAGGGGGUUUUGGUUUAUUGCAAAUUCCAUUAUUUGACUAACCAAGGGAUAUCAAAUUUAGAAGCGAACUCCGCAACAUUAAUCGCCGGUCAAGAUCCCGAUUACGCAUUAAGAGAUCUUUAUAAUGCUAUAGCAACCGGAAAUUUUCCAAGUUGGAACUUUUACAUUCAAGUUAUGACCCAAGAACAAGUACAAACUUGUAAUUUUAACCCGUUUGAUGUUACUAAAGUUUGGCCUCACUCCAGUUAUCCUUUAAUCCCGGUCGGGCAACUUCAUCUUAAUAAAAACCCCUCAAAUUAUUUCGCCGAAAUUGAGCAAUUAUCGUUUAACCCCGGAAGUUUUGUUCCUGGAAUUAAUGGUUCUCCCGAUAAAGUUCUUCAAGGUCGCUUAAUGGCUUACAGCGAUACAAGUAGAUAUCGUUUAGGUGUUAAUUACCUACAAAUCCCUGUUAAUUCCCCAAAUCGUAUCAACAACUUCAAUAGAGAUGGGUUUAUGACAAUUCGAAGUCAAGGGGGGGCUCCAAAUUAUCACCCAAACAGCUUUGGAGGACCCGAAGAAAGCGUCAGAGCUAAAUUACUUUAUCCUUCGAUGGAAUUGAAAGGAAUUAGCGGUUUUUACGAUUUAGGAUUUGAUGAUAACUUCACCCAACCCAGAAUUUUUUAUCAAACUGUUUUAGAUGAUGGCGCAAAAACGAGACUUAUUCAGAAUAUUGUUAAUGAUUUGAAGAAUGCUUCUUCGUUUAUACAAGAAAGACAAAUUAAUGUCUUUAAAAACGUCGAUUCAGAGUUCGGUAGAAGAGUUUGUGUGGGGUUAAAAAAAUUUUGUGAUUUUACCGAAGUCGAUUUGUAACAAUUUGAUUUAUAACAAAUAAAUAUGAUAUAAAAAGCCUAAUAUUUCUAGGGAACCUUUAUUUAUUUUACACGUCCUUAAAAAGAUGUUAUCCUGGUUGGUUGUUGACGUCAAUUCGAGUAGAAACUUUAAGCUUUCCUUUACUUUUUUUUAUUUUUUAUAAAGAAAAUUUAAUUUAAGACACGAAUAGAACUCGAACCAACGAGUUUUGAGGAUCAAUAUGAGACUUUUUUUAGGUCACUUUUAUUUAUAACGUUAUUAUAGGACAUCCUGGAUAAA